This is a messenger RNA of Bursaphelenchus okinawaensis, 4498 nucleotides long. Lineage: Eukaryota; Metazoa; Nematoda; Chromadorea; Rhabditida; Aphelenchoididae. The record is from the annotation of a GenBank genome assembly.
AUGGUAUUAUACAGUGUAAUGUCACCGAACUCAGUGGAUGAUUUGAAUCAUCUUACCCAGCCCAACAUUGAAGAGUACUGUGCAGUAUGUGGUGAUCAGGCUGAUGGCUAUCACUAUGGAGUACUGUCGUGCCGAGGAUGUAAUGCCUUCUUUCGACGUGCUAUAACUCAGAGUUUGCACUUUCAGUGUCGACGUGGAGGCAAUUGUGCUAUUGAUAAAAGUAAGUUGGGUAUGGUAGGGUAGGGUUACGGUAAGGAAGGGAGGUGUGGUAUAAAGGGGGUGGGGUAAAAUGGUGAUAUGGGAGUAUGAUAAAACGUUGUGGAAUGGUCAUAAAAGUACCGUAGAAUGAUUAUUUUGGGAUGGUUGGGUUUCUGUAGAGUAGGGUAAAAAAAGAUUACGGUAGAGAAUAUAGUAAAUAGGUAACCAUAUAGUAAGGUACUGCGAAGUAGGGCAGAACAAGGCAAACCAGGGCAAAAUACAGCCGAAUAGAGCAGGGCAAGGCAGAUUAAGGCGGGGGUAAAGCAGGGUAGGGUAGGGUAGGGUAGGGUAGGGUGAGGUAGGGUAGGGUAAGGAAGGGUAGGGUAGGGUAACAAACGCGUCACUACCCUAUUAAUAAUCAAUGUUCUCCCCCCUAUGUCUAACCGUCUCUCUAUUGUCUAUGCUCUCUAGCUUCAAAAAGGUAUAAGUUGUGUGCUUUUUGAUUGAAAAUUGAUAAGCGCCCGGGGUCGAAGUAGCCAAAAUUUAUCAAAAAUGUGUGUUUUUACAGCAAUUUUUACCUAAUUUUAAAUAUUUUUGCAAUUUUUUAGGACAAAAUUAAUGAUAUUGUCACAAUUUCAGAUGCUCGUUGUGCUUGUCGCGCAUGUCGCUUAAAAAAGUGCAAAAUGGUAGGAAUGGACAAAAAUGGUAAGACUUUUGUUAAGAUUAUACUAUUGGCUACAUUUUCUCAAAAUUUUACAUUAAAAGCUGUUGUAUUGGUUAAAUUAUGGCAGUUUAAACAAGCUGACAUUGCCAUUUUUCAAGAAAUGUUUUUUUAGUUUUUAAAUUUGUCAUAAUGACGUUAUUUCGAAGAACUUUCAAAAAUGCUUUAUAGCAUAGUUAACUAGUACCAUAUUGCACGUUUUGACCAAAGUUUGUAAAAAUAUUUUAUUGACUGGUCGAGUUAUGAUUUUUUAAAAAAGGUCAGUUUUUGCAAUUUAUAAAAUUUUUUUAAUUUGUCAUAACGAUGUCAAAUAUAAAAAUUAACAUAAAUGGUUUAUACUACUGCUAACUAGUACAAUAUAGCAACUGUUGGUCAAAAUUUGUAAAAAUAUUCCACCGACCGGUCGAGAUACGAUUUUUUGAAAAAAGUCAAUUUUUAACUUUUUUCAAAAUUUUUUAAAAUUUGUUUUAACAAUGGUGAAUAUAAAAAGUGGCAAAAUUGGUUUUUAGUAUUAGUAACUAGUACCUUUUGACCAAUUUCCGUACAAAAAUAUUUUUGACCGGUCGAGUUAUGAUAUUUUGUUUAAGGACUACCAUUAGCUUUAUGGCCGUUUUUUUGUGAUUUUAUGCCAUUUUAGUGUAUAACCUGCCAAAGGGUAGAAUGUAAAGUACAAUAUAGUAAUAUAUUUUUUUAAAAUAAAUGUACUUUGUUACCUAAAACGUUUAAUUUGAUACCUAAAGUUCAAAAAACACUAAAAACACCACUUUUUAGCGGUCCAACCGCGCCGAGACGGCAAGCCAAGUCCAUCUCGAGAUGGAAUGUCCCGAACGACCAGCACAUCUGAAUGUGGUUCACUAGGAGAGUCAUCGAAAAGUUCACCACAAAGCCUUCUCGGUUCUCCUCGGUCUUCAGUCUUCACGCCUUUGUCCAAUUUGAACGCAUUUUCUGUUCUGUCGUGCCAUAGUGGAACGGUAAGAGGGUUACUGUAAUUUUGGGGAGGGUAGGAGGAAAAAAGAAUGGAGGGGGCGGGGGUGAUAAAAAAUGAGAGAGCAGGGUGUGGCAGGGUAGGGUAGCAUACGGUACGGAUAGGUACUGUAGGGUACUGUAGGAUACGGUAGGGUACUGUAGAGUACGGUAAUGCACUUUAGGGUACGGUAGGGUACGACAGUGCAAGGUAGAGUAUUUUAACGCUAUUUAAAGCUGGCUAGCUUUGGGUUGGGUAGAAUAACAUAAAAACAGAAAUUUCAAAAAGUUUUAAAAAAUUUUAAAAAAUUUUUAAAAUCAAAAAAAAAUCCAAAAUUUCAGUCCCGAGUCUCCGAAUGUAUACCUCAAACCUCCAACUCGAUAUCCUCAUUCUUAAACAAAAUGGUCGAAGAUUACUGUGAUCAGCGACGUCGUCGUCGAACAAUGUUAUGUCAAACCCUGGAAGAGAUACUGUCAGAUGAAUGCGAAACACGACUAAAAGGACCAGCUACACCAGAAGACUACAGUGCUAUCUAUCGAGUACAAAUGGUACUAAUGUUCGAAUGGGCAGAGAAGUUGGAGGAGUUCAAGGCCGUGAAUAACCCUCAUGAUAAGGUAGGUGGGGUUGGGGGAAAGUGUCAUAACUUUUUGGUCUGUGGUUGGAAGUUUUUAGUUUUUGGGUGUAUAGUACUCAAGAUAGUACAGUAAAUGAUAAUUUUUAAAAAAUUUGACUUUACUUUAAAAAUGGCACAUAUAUAAAACUUUUAAAAAAAUCUUCGGCUUUUAUAGGCAAAAGAUUGGAUGAUAGGUGGGCCCAGAAAAACUGCCAUAACUUUUUGGACAGUAGAAAUGUAAUGAUUUUGUCGAUUCUGGUACUCAAGAUAGUACAGUAUCACAUGAUUUUUACAUAACUCAAGAAUGUAUUGAACUUACAAAGUUACAACAGUUUAAAAAUGGCAAAAUCAAAUUUUUUAUUACAUUUUUUUUGAAGGUAAGUUUAGGGAAACUGCCAUAACUUUUUUGACCCUUUUUGAAAUUUAAUAAUUUUGUGCCAUCCGGUACUCAAGAUAGUACGCUAUCGGAUAAAUAUUAUAAAUUUGACAAAUGUUUAGAAUUCACAAAGUUAUGGCUUUUUAAAAAUGGCAAAGAUAAUUUUUUGCUAUAUUUUUUUAGUUGAAGGUGGGUUGAGGAAAAGAUGCCAUAACUUUUUGGACUGUUGCUAAAUUUUAGUAAUUUUGGAGCAGUUGAUGCUAUUUAUAGUAUUGUAUUUAUAAGUUUUUGAAAAUUUAUUAAGGCGUGUAAACUGGCCAAGUUAUGACCUUUUAAAAAUUGCGCGCCAAAAACAAAAUUCAAAUUUUCAGUUCUCGUAAUUAAAAAAACUUAACAAAAAUUAAUUUUCAGGCCAAGUUACUGCGAGUAUUCUCAAUGAAAUACCUGUUAUUGGACAACAUUUUCCAUACGAUUGAAUUGAACUACACCGACCGGUUGGUACUUGUAAAUAACACUUUUAUUAAACAUGACAACACACCUCAAAUCAGUGGCAACGAAUCUCCAUACUUUUUAAAGGCUCUUGAAUUGUGAGUUUUAUUAUUUUUUUUUAGUUAAUUGAAAAAAAAAAUUUUUUAAUUUUCAUUUUUUAAAUUUUUUUGAAAUUUAAAUUUUUUUGUUUCAGAAUGUACGGUGACACAUGUAUAAGCGUUUUGGAAGAAUUGAUCCGCCCUAUGAUUGAAAUGAACAUAACUUUUGGUAAGCUACUUUACCCUACCCUACCCUACUCCAUCCUACCCUACCCUACCGUACCCUACCCUACCCUACCCUACCCUACCCUACCCUACCCUACCCUACCCUACCCUACCCUACCCUACCCUACCCUACCCUACCCUACCCUACCCUACCCUACCCUACCCUACCCUACCCUACCCUACCCUACCUUACCCUACCCUACCCUACCCUACUCUACUGUACCCUUGCCUUGCCUUACACUGGCCUGUCCUGCUUUGGCCUAGUCUGUCUAGCCUUGUUUUGUUUGUCCUGCCCUGUUUUACCUUACCCUACCGUACCCUUCCUUUCCGUAUCCUACCGUAUACUAUCGUACUCAAAGUAUCCUCACACACUCUACUGUACCCCACCUUACCUUACCAUACCCUGCUCUAGCUUAUCCUAUCUUACCUUAUACUUCAUAUAUUGUCACUUUAAACCUUAUAUUCUUAUAGGAGAGAUCCUAGCCCUUCGGCUGAUAAUUUUCUGGAAUCCGGGUUCAGUUGGGCUGACUCCAGAGACGGUUUCGAUCAUUCAAAAGGCUUCGGAACGGUCGAUCAAGGAGUUACACAACUGGUUCGAUGAGAAUAAAGUGCCUGAGGUGAAGACACGGCUAGGCAAUGUGCUUUUGUUACUUCAGCCUCUGGCGGUGAGUUUUAAAAUUUUUUGAAAUUUUAAAAAUUAAAAAUUUUUUUUUGAAAUUUUGAAAUUAUUGAAAUGAAAUUAAAUAUUUAAAUUUUUUAAAUUUUAAAAAAAUUUCAGAAGCACACUCAGCACCUACAAGAACUGGCUGAUAUGAUACCGGACUUUGGGUUGAUGCCAGAAUGGGAUUCGUUUAUGAAUGAUCUACUCAAAUAG